This is a messenger RNA of Amoebophrya sp. A120, 1929 nucleotides long. The record is from the annotation of a GenBank genome assembly. NCBI's taxonomy places the organism in Eukaryota, Dinophyceae, Syndiniales, Amoebophryaceae.
CAAGCACGAACUUAACUUGUGCCAGCUUCCUUUGCGAUUUAUGUGUGUUUGCAGGUAAUUUCUGCUUCUAAAUUAUCGAGGCCCACGGGAGUGGGUUCCCUUAGUCGCGCACCUGCGCCAGGGCGACUCUCUAAGGUUUGCACUCGUGUUCGCGGAUAUGCCAAUGCUGAGUGAUCUGUUUUGUUCCGUGGUUCGAAAUGUGGAUCCAUCUUUCUACACCUCAUUAUUUUUGUCGUUAAACAUGCACGAAUCGAGCGAUUGUACUAGAUGAUUGGUCGGUAAUUUAUUGUGUUGUGUCAACGUUGCUGUUGUUGGCGGGCACGAAAGAAGGCAGCUCGUGCGGCCAGGCAAUGAAUUGGACGCGAACCUACAACAAGAAACACAAGAGACGAGUAGUGAGGUUGAAACUCACAGUCUUGAAGAAGAAGGGACACAGAAGUAGAGCUAAGCCGAAAUCGAAAAUAGGUAUAAGAAGCUGCGCUUCGUUUUUCUUUUUCUUUAGCUUGAGGUCAGGACGACCCUCAGUCAAGGAUUCCGCUGCAAACACGAACAGUGUAUUUCUUAGCUACAAAAUCACUUUGCAGUGUUGAUAGAAAAAUUCCACCGGGAAGCUCAUAGGAUACGGCCAGGUGGAACAUACAAGCGUAACGCUCGCAAACAUGCUAACUCUAAUGAAAAACGACGCGGUGACCCGCGUGAUGCGGCAGGAGGUUGACGUGCGGCAAAAAGAGCUCAACUGGUACACUUCAAACUACGGCAGCAUUAUCGGUCAAGCUGCCAUGCUUGCGGGUUUUGCGUUUUCUCAACUCACGAAAAAGCUUCCGGACGACGAAGACGUGCCGUCGUAUGUGACGCAGAUGUGGUACAAUGAUGAUGUCGCCGUCAUUCUCAUUUUUCUAAAUCCAGUUGCAUUGUGAUACAUAGAGAAAUUCUUGGCUCAACCCCUGCAUUCUUCAAAAAUCUCCAAUCACAGGUACCUCGGUUUUACCUGCAUCGCGAUCGGUCUGGAGCUCGUGGUCAUCUUUGGGUGCACCUACAUGAGCAAUUGGGGCCCAGGUUUGGCGCUCCGCGGGCUACAGGGCACCGCGGAUCUCCACCGCGCGGUUGCCGGGUUGCGCGAUUUCCAGAUGCUGUUUUUCAUCCUGUUCAUUCUCGGGUGGGUGUGCUACUUCAUUUCAUCCUUAUUCCAGCUUUGGAUCUAUUUCGACCACUCGGUCGCGUCGAUUGUCAUAAUACCGAACGCCUGUUUCGUCGUGCUGAUCUGCUACUACAGCGUCUCAAUCACGACCAUGCUGCGGAUUCCCUAUGACCAAGCAGUGGAGGGCAAGAUGGACCUGUUCUCGCCCUACGAAGUCAUCGGGGACAUCGACGACGGAAUCCACAAAACGGAAGCGGGUUGGAUGGCGAAAGACGGUCGGUACGCGCCAAUACUGGAAGCCGCGCAGCGGGAAGACUCGCAUUUCUACGAAGAUCCGGGGAGGCAUGGAAGUCCGAGCGGAGGUGGAGGUGCAACGUCUGCUGUAGGAAGCUUGUUGACGACGUUCCUCGGAGGCAGUGCGGCGGCGUCAUUCGGGGGACUACAGCCAGGGGGUGCCGGGGGAUCACCGACGCGCGGCUCGCCCGGCCCAGGAGGCGGCGCUGGAGGAUAUUUUCAAGGCAUGUUUUGAUAGACAGCUAUGCCCUGCCGUGUCGUUGAAGCGAGGAGGUGCUGAAGAUGUGUAGUUCUCGACCACAAAAAGGUCACUCUUUGCACUCCGAUGUGGUCUGCUUGGGGGGAAUGAGAAGAGCACUAUCGGCCUCAUGGCAUGGCAUCCGAUUCUCAAUUAAAAUCUGCGUCUGCCUGCCAUCGCGCACGCGCUCAAUGUUGUACAAUUGACCCAGCGGUCGGGCCCGAGCAGCCACCGCACGAGAGGUGUUUCGAAGAAAAAA